This is a messenger RNA of Gossypium arboreum, 1566 nucleotides long. RefSeq lists its product as uncharacterized. The record is from RefSeq and is a predicted model, not a curated record. The transcript is spliced from 3 exons. Bases 1 to 1566 code for a protein of 521 amino acids. Lineage: Eukaryota; Viridiplantae; Streptophyta; Magnoliopsida; Malvales; Malvaceae.
AUGGAAAAGAAAUCCAAUGAAAGUUUCAGACAGUAUGCACAAAGGUGGAGAGAGGUGGCCAUACAAGUUCAGCCGCCACUUCUAGAAAAGGAGACAACGAUGCUCUUUAUCAACACAUUGAAGGCCCCUUUUAUCACUCAUAUGUUGGGAAGCGCCACCAAAAGCUUCUCUGACAUAGUGAUGAUGGGGGAAAUGAUCGAAAAUGCUGUGAGGAGUGGUAAGAUAGAAUCGGGAGAGAGUGUUAGGAAGUCGGCCUCGAGGAAAAGAGAUAACAAAGUGAACAACACGAGCACAUUCAACAAGGGUCAAUCCAAGUCAUUCACCGUAAAUCAACCCAAGAUGGUGACCACCAAUCAGCAAAGCUCUGUAAGACAAGAAUCCAACACGAGAGAGAACACAGAGAGGCCACAGUUCACCCCUAUACCCAUGACGUAUAGGGAGUUGUACCAGAACCUGUUCAACGCUCGUGUAGUGUCCCCUUUUUACCUAAAGCUUCUACAGCCCCCGUAUCCCAAAUGGUAUGACACAAACUCCCAAUGUGAAUACCACGCGGGAAUCACCGGGUACUCAAUCAAAAACUGCACUGCGUUCAAGAAAGUAGUCGAAAGACUCAUUAAGAUGGGGAUCAUAAGGUUUGACAAACCAGCAGUAUCCAACGUAGCAGGAAACCCACUCCCCAAUCAUACCGACCAAGGAGUGAAUGGGAUAAGCGAAGGCAAGAACAAGAAGGUCAAAAGUGAGGUUAGAGAAGUCAGGACCCCAUUGAGACGGGUGUGGAAGGAGAUGGCCAAGCGAGGAUUUAUCGCGUUGGAUUCGAGGGCCCUAGUACAGAACAUGAUGGAUAAUAAGGAAAUGGAAUUCUAUGAAGAGAUCGAAGACCCCGUAGAGGGAGAUAUAUGUGCGUCGGAGGGAGAAUCGACGACACAGAAUCAAACAGCUAACUAUCCCGUGAAUUAUGAUUGUAACGUGACGAUUCCGGGAAAAGAAAGCCUGGUGGAUGCUUUAAAAGAGGGUCAAGACAGGGGCUCCUAUACACGUAGCGGGAGACGUUACGAUACAACAAAUGAGGAGGUACAACCCGUAAAAGGAAAAGCCCCAGUGGUCGAAAAAAUAAAGGAAAAAGUAACCAAAUCUGUUAACGAGCCAGUUAACGAAGAGGAGGCCAAGGAGUUUUUAAAAUUCCUAAAGCAUAGUGAAUACAGUAUGGUGGAACAGCUAUGUAAACAGUCGGCUCGUAUCUCGAUGCUAGCCUUACUUCUAAGCUCGGAAGUUCAUCGCAGCGAAUUGAUGAAGGUCUUGAAUGAAACAUACGUUGCCAACGAUAUCUCCGUUAACAAACUAGACUAUUUAGUUAGUAACAUCAGUGCUGACAAUUAUAUUUUCUUCAAUGAUGAUGAGAUACCACCCAGGGGCAUGGGGUCGACUAAAGCUUUGCAUAUCACCACGCGUUGUAAAGGGUAUACGCUGCCAGGUGUACUAAUUGACAAUGGUUCGGCCUUGAACGUCUUGCCCUUGACUACACUUAACAGAUUACCUGUAGACAGCUCUCACAUGAAGGAGUACUAG